Messenger RNA from Electrophorus electricus (electric eel), 1977 nucleotides. RefSeq names its product putative aminopeptidase W07G4.4. Gene Ontology annotation, molecular function: manganese ion binding; metalloaminopeptidase activity. Gene Ontology annotation, biological process: proteolysis. Lineage: Eukaryota; Metazoa; Chordata; Actinopteri; Gymnotiformes; Gymnotidae. Gene Ontology annotation, cellular component: cytoplasm. The record is from RefSeq and is a predicted model, not a curated record.
GCAGCGAGCGCGAGAUGUCGUUGAGCGUCCAGCCCGUCAGGUGGAGCACGGAUUACAAGAACAAAGAUUACGAUGGCAUACUUCUGGUGGGCCACAGCAUUGACGACCUCCCUGAUGAGCUGGAGGGUCUGAAGUCUCCACUACAGGACUAUAGUACUGUGGACCGCGGCCUGGGAGAGGAAGUAGUCGUGGUGAAGGUUCCGGGUUUCCCAGGUGACAGACUGGUGUUCGCUCCCACUGGACCAGUGAACAGGGACUACGAUGAUGUCAGAUUGUUUAGCGAGGCUGCAGCUAAAGGCGUAAAGAGGGUGAUGAAAGCGGGUAUGCAGCGCCCUCUGCUGGUGUGCCCUCCCCACUGCGAUUAUGAGAAGAGCACCUUAGCGGCUGUAUUGGGAGCCUUGCAGGCUCUCUAUAUGCCGCUUGAGCUGAGGGAGGUGAAGCUGUCACUACACUCCUCCCCCCACAAGGUGGCAGUGUUGGGUGUGUGGGUAAAGGAGCAGGCAGAGGGUGAAGAUAUUAUAGCGCUGGCCACAGCUCUGGAGAGUGGAAGGGUUGUAUAUCGAGACAUCGGGGGCUCUGAUCCAGAACGGAUGGCUGCGCCUCGCGUAGCUGAGUAUGUUACGGAACUCUUCUGCAACACCUGUGUGCAGGUGAGAAUAGUGAGUGAUUUGAGCACCCUGGAGAAAGAAUACCCCUGCCUGGCUGCUGUCAAUCGAUGUGCCAGUGCUGUGCCACGUCAUCAAGCCCGUGUGAUCCACCUCGAGUAUAGUGGGGAAGGACCCAUUCAGGAGACACUUAUGGUCAUAGGGAAGGGUGUUACCUAUGACACAGGAGGCGCAGACAUAAAGGCCGGCGGCUUCAUGGCUGGCAUGCACAGAGAUAAGUGUGGAUCUGCGGCUGUGGCGGGAUUCUUUCAGAUUCUGGCCAAGCUGAAGCCCAAACAUCUAAAGGUUGUGGGAGCCAUGGCAAUGGUGCGCAACAGCGUGGGCUCAGACUGCUAUGUGGCUGAUGAGCUGGUCGUGUCUCGUGCGGGCCGUCGAAUACGUGUUGGAAACACAGACGCUGAAGGGCGCAUGGCAAUGGUGGACCUGCUCUGUGAGAUGAAGGAGAAAGCAGUGUACGAGGUAUCUCCUCACCUGGUCACCAUUGCCACCCUGACUGGUCAUGCCAUAAGAGCCAUGGGCCCGCACUACUCUAUAAUCCUUGAUAAUGGAGCUGCUAACCUUGUGGGCAAUGCCUUGCAGUGGCAAAAAGCGGGCGAGGUUCUGGGCGAUAUGUUCGAGGUGUCCACUCUACGUAGAGAGGACUAUGACUUCCACAAAGGGAAGUCAGAAUAUGAAGAGCUGCUUCAGUCCAAUAACCUGCCUUCAUCUGCCACCCCCCGGGGGCACCAGAGCCCUGCUGCCUUUCUCAUCAUGGCCUCUGGACUGGACAAGCACGGCCUGGACUCUGCCCAGCCUCUGUCCUACUCUCAUAUCGACAUCGCUGGAUCCAGCGGGCCCUUCCCAGGAGUCCCUACUGGGGCCCCUCUCCUCGCCAUGGCAACAAAAUACAUCCUGCAGCUCUGAGAUGCUGCCUGUCCAGUCUUCUGUUCCUUUAACCGAACGUCCCUCCAUUUGGCUCGGAAACGUCUGGCUGGUUCCGAUUUCUCUGUUCGGUUCUGCUCUACUCCUCUCUUACAGCACCUUGCUCCUGUUCUAAUGCAGCGUGCCCAGUGCUCGUUUAAUCGCAAGCUUCUCAGGGGUUCUGCUCGUCAUGUUGGCAUCCUCUGUUCCUCGCUGUCCACUUAGUGUUUGUCCUUUCAUGCGCUUACUGUUUCCCUUCAUAAUCGGCACGUACAAACUGACCUCUGUUUUCCGAAGGGUGAAGGGCUAUGGGAUUGGUUAUUUAUCAGUUUGACUCCUGCCAAAUCCUGUGUGUGUGUGUGUGUGUGUGUGUGUGUGUGUGUGUGUGUGUGUGUGUGUGUGUGUGUGUGUG